Molecule: messenger RNA, 1929 nt
Organism: Tetrahymena thermophila SB210
Lineage: Eukaryota; Ciliophora; Oligohymenophorea; Hymenostomatida; Tetrahymenidae
Product: AMP-binding enzyme family protein
Exons: 3
Source: RefSeq, a predicted model, not a curated record
AUGUUAAUGUCAUUUUCCAUCGUAGCGAUUGUUCUUAGCUAUCUAGUCUAUUUGAUGCUUUUAUUGUUUAAUAGCAAAAUUGAUCCAAAGUUUAGAUCUCAAAUAUUCAUAACAGAUGAAACAACAGAGGUUUCUCUUUAAGAUGAUCUAUUAGCGUUUCACUUUUAGUAUACAAAGUAAAUAACUUUAGAUGCAUACUAAAAACAAAUGAAUAAAACUUAUCUAGUUCCAGUAGCUUACUUUUUUUACUAUGGCGAGAAUACAACAACUAUUUAACUUAAUAUCACUAAGUGCUCUAAUAGCGAUCUUUAAGACUAUAGCUGUAUAGAUUAUUCAAAUGUUUUAAAUUAUACAUUAAUGUAAAAUGGAAAAUAAAAUGUUUAAACUAAAAUUUAUUUGCUAAUCUUUGCUUGUCCUACUAUUAACGACUUCAAAACGACUGUACCAGAUAAUUGUGCCAGCUAAGAUGAAAUAAAUGAUUUUGUGAAUAGCGAAUAAGCAGGUUUAAAUCUGAAGCUAUACACUUCUCAGUACAAUACUACUUCGUAGUAAAAUUAAGUAAAUUAUUUCACUAAGCUACUUUAUUCAUAUUCAGGCUAAUUAGUUUUGAGUACAGUCUAUGCUUAAUAGUAAGUUACUUAAAUAAGUUAAGGGCUUAUCAUUUAAUAAUAAUCUCAAUAUUCUAGCCCAAUAAACUACAAUUUGUAAAAUAAUAUUUCUAUUUAAUAAGAAAAUGAUGCUUUAGUAGAGGUUGAGUUAUAAAUGGAUUAAGUUGUUUAGUAAAUCUCAAUUUAAUUCUCAACAAUUCCUGAAAUUUUAGCUUAAGUGAAUUCAGUAUAUGCUUUACUUCUAACUUUUGGUUUCAUCUUUAGAUCUUUUUCCCAGAAAGAGAUACUUAAAGAGUUUUUCUUUGUAUUUUUAUCUAAUAUGUACUAAGACACAUAUUAAAAAUUACUUCAAUCAAGUAAAUUAAUUGAAGAAAAACCUUAAAGUUAAUUAAUUAGACAAAAUACAGAAGAACUCACUGAUGAAUAAGAAAAAUUUGAAAAAGAGAGAUCUCAAAAUUUAUUUGUACCUUCAUUUUUGUCUAAGUUUAAAAUUCAUAUAGAAAAGAGUCAAUCAAAUGAUUUUGUAGUUACUAACGAAAAAGACUAAAUACAAAUCACAGAAAAUAGUAAAAAUAAUGAUUAAUUUUUUACCACAGAUCGUGAACAAUCAAACCAAUAAUCUAACUCAAUUUUUAGCAAGUAAACGAAUCUAAUGUAAAGGAUUUCUCUUGGAGAGCAGAAAGAUAAUUAAUCCAGACAAACUUAACUUUCUAAGUUUAAAAAUUCAUAGUUAGAAAAUUGUAAUGAAAUUAGCAAUUUAAGUAAUAAUAUAAUAAAUUAAAAUCUAAAUAUCAAAGUCAGUUCUGAUAAAAACUAUGAACAUUUAGUUUAAAAAUUAAGAAAUAUUUAAGAUGCAAAAAUCUUUGAAAAAGCUAAAAAGUUUAUUUUCUCGAAAAGACCUUAAUUUAAAUGUCCAAAAUUUUCAGAUUUGUGGAACAAAAAGAAAAAAGAGAAAGUUGAAACAUUUGAAUUUUAGUCUCAUAAAAAUAAAAUAGAGCAAUAAAUUUAUAAAUAACUUAGUAUUUUAGAUUUAUAUAAAGACUUCCUAUUUAUUAAGAAGUCUAUUAUGAUGCUUCUAAGCAAAGAAUAGUUAGCUGUCAUGCAUCUAGUAGGAUAUUCUUCUGAAUAUUAAACAGAUUAAAAAUUAAGUAUUUCAAAUAACAAAAGUUACUUGGAACAGCAGUAAGAUAUCCUGAAUUCAUAAGAUUUAUAAUCCAAAUAUGUUCAGUCAUUUUUUUAGAAAUUCUAAAAAAAAAUAGAUAUUGAUGAGUCAUCUGAAAUUGAUAAAAGAAUCAUUUCUUCAACUAUUAAAAAACAAUGA